Molecule: messenger RNA, 1068 nt
Organism: Penicillium expansum
Lineage: Eukaryota; Fungi; Ascomycota; Eurotiomycetes; Eurotiales; Aspergillaceae
Product: M48 family metallopeptidase
Exons: 9
Coding region: 1-1068 (355 amino acids)
Biological process (GO): protein quality control for misfolded or incompletely synthesized proteins; mitochondrial protein processing
Cellular component (GO): mitochondrial inner membrane
Molecular function (GO): metalloendopeptidase activity
Source: RefSeq, a predicted model, not a curated record
AUGCGCAUAUCCUUUCUUAUCGCCGAAGCCCUCCACCCAGCUCAAGGCCGCCUCACUAGCAGCUCAAACGUCGCGCUCAUACAAUACCUUAGGGCCUCAAUUUUUUACUCGUUGGGCUACCUCUCUGCGGUCUCAGGUCGCACCUCUACCACAACCCCGACCCCGAUCACAGCUGUCGUUUCACAGACCUUCCCCGACCAACCGGCGCACCUUCUUCUCAAGCCACCAAUCCCGCUACCAACAAAGGCAGAGCCAAUACAAUCGAUUCCGAGGCAGCACCCAUCAACCUAUUGUCUUCCGAUUAUGGAGAUGACCGGUCGACGACGGUUCAACUGUGUCUCUCGUCACCAGGAGCUAAACAUGGGCGAAGAGAGCUACCGCGAGGUCCUCAGUUCCGAGCGUGGGAAGAUCCUGCCCCAGAACCACCCUCUUACUCUUAUGGUUGAUGGUGUGCUGCAGCGGUUGAUCCCGCAGGUGGCCAUUGAGGGCGCUGAUUGGAAGGUUCAUGUUAUCAAGGAUGAUGGAAUGGUGAAUGCUUUUGUGCUUCCUGGGGGAAAGGUGUUUGUCUACACAGGUAUCUUGCCCAUCUGCAAAGACGAGGAUGGCUUGGCUGCUGUACUGGGACAUGAGAUUGCGCAUGUUGUGGCUCAUCAUCCUGCAGAGCGCAUGAGCAACAGUUUCAUUACGCUGGGAGCUGUGUUCGCUAUCUCUUUCUUGUUCGAUGUCUCUGGACAGUUUUCUUCUUUCCUUUUGAAUCUCAUGUAUAGCUUGCCGAACUCGCGGACGCAAGAGGCUGAAGCAGACAAUAUCGGUCUAAUGAUGAUGUCCAAAGCCUGUUUCAACCCCGAGGCAGCCGUCAAAUUGUGGGCUCGCAUGCAUGAACAGGAGAAACAGGCUCCUCCACAGUUCAUGUCAACUCACCCAUCGAGUUACAACCGAAUGGAAACCAUUCAAGGAUGGCUCGACAAGGCCGAAGGAAUUUACGAGGAGAAUGGGUGCAGCUCCGUGAAAGAAUACAUGCCUGGUUUCCGAACUGCUUAUAAUUCGCAUGUCUCGUAUCUGAGAUGA